AUUUACACAACAAAUUCAAACGCAAUAGUUUCUUGAAAUGUACCCAAAAUAACUCAAAAAUGAGUUCAAUAUUAAAAUUUAUUCGUGACAAUCACAUAUUGGCCAUAAUAGAAUCAGCAGUAGUGAAAAAAAAGUCAAGACUGAGCCUCAAUGCGUUCGAUAUCACAGAAAUUCCCAGCCUUUUGUAUACCUGUUACGAAGUCGAGCAUCUUUACCUACAUAGAAACAAAAUAACAACAAUAUCAGUGGAAUUAACACAGUUACUAAAUUUGACGACGCUGACCCUUGAUUAUAACAACAUAAGUUCUUUGCCACCGGAGAUAGGGAGCUUGAAAAACCUCGUGAAUUUAAAUUUGAGUUACAAUCCUUUACAAGUGUUGAUACCCGAGAUUGGUGAACUAGAGAACCUUGAGGCGUUCUGGUGCAACAGGAUAGGGCUCCGGGAGAUUCCGAAGGAGAUCGGGAACCUCAGUAAGUUGGAUACCUUCGGGGCGCGAGGUAAUCAACUCAAAACUAUACCAGAGGAGAUGACCAAACUGUCAAAGCUUAGAUGGCUGACGCUAGAGCACAAUGAGAUUGAGACCCUACCGAACACCCUCGGAGGCCUAGAAGCCCUAGUUCACUGUAAUUUGAGGCACAACAACCUGAGGGAGUUCCCGAUGUCAGUACUGCAGUGUGUUGAUCUCAUGUUUCUACAGCUUAAUAAUAACCAGAUAUCCAGCUUUCCUGAGGACUUCGACAUUAAUUCCCUCCAAGUGUUAGAAAUGAUAGACAUGCGGGACAACCCCAUAUGUGAGCUUGACCAUCCAAAACACAUGCUCAUCCGUUACGCGGACGUGUCAGCGCCGAGCUCUCUAAGCGAAAUAGCAUCGGCAUCAGGGUCGGGGCGGCACGCGGCCGCGCUGGCCGUCAACGCGACCGCGCUGCGGCUGCCCGCCGUGCCCGGGCCGCGGCGGCUCGAGAACCACGCCUUCGUGGCGGAAAUGGACCUGGACGCCUCCUCGGUAGACUCUUCUGAGGACUGGGAGAACAGCGUGAACAGCUCCGAGCUGGACGUGCAGUACCAGAGCGACGAGGAGCGAGCAGACAAUGAGAUCGCUCAAUUCUUCCAGGCCGUCGGCAUGGUGUUGCCAGAGCUGUCCCGGUACGCGUCCACUGCCAGUUAAGCUGGCAACACUGGGAGGAACAUUAUGGUAAG
Cydia amplana is the source of this 1198-nucleotide messenger RNA. Its product is annotated as leucine-rich repeat protein SHOC-2-like. The record is from RefSeq and is a predicted model, not a curated record. NCBI's taxonomy places the organism in Eukaryota, Metazoa, Arthropoda, Insecta, Lepidoptera, Tortricidae. Gene Ontology annotation, molecular function: protein binding. Bases 60 to 1166 code for a protein of 368 amino acids. The transcript is spliced from 6 exons.